Helianthus annuus (common sunflower) is the source of this 1620-nucleotide messenger RNA. Its product is annotated as kinesin-like protein KIN-1. Gene Ontology annotation, molecular function: ATP binding; ATP hydrolysis activity; plus-end-directed microtubule motor activity. The record is from RefSeq and is a predicted model, not a curated record. Gene Ontology annotation, biological process: microtubule-based movement; cytoskeleton-dependent intracellular transport. Gene Ontology annotation, cellular component: microtubule; kinesin complex. The coding region runs from base 81 to 1265 and encodes 394 amino acids. Lineage: Eukaryota; Viridiplantae; Streptophyta; Magnoliopsida; Asterales; Asteraceae. The transcript has 13 exons.
AGUACGGAAAUCAUCUGAAAAUAUUAAAAUAGGACUGUGAAGCUAUAUACCUUGCAGCACACGUUACAUACGCCCUAAUCAUGGCGAACAUUCGAGUCUGCGCGAGGUUCAGGCCUGCGAUUCUACAAGACGACGGUGAGGUUUUACACUUCGCACGCUCCGAUUCUCGAAGUUUCACUCUCCAGGAUGAGAAUGAUGAACAUCAUACGUUUAGCUUCGAUAAGGUGUUCUACAAAGAUUCCGAACAAGCCGAUGUCUACGAGUUUUUAGCUAGUCAUCUUGUUAGAGAUGUUGUUAAAGGAAUUAAUGGCACAAUCAUCACAUACGGAGAGACAGGAGCAGGGAAGACCUAUACAAUGGAGGGAGCCAACAUAAUGGAAACCGAAAACUACAAGAAAGGAUUACUACCUAGAGUGGUAGAUGAACUCUUUGAGGUUAUAAGCUUGUGUGGUGAAGCAACUGCUUACAAAAUCAAACUGUCAAUGGUGGAGAUUUAUAUGGAGAGAGUAAGGGACCUUUUGGAUUUAUCAAAGGACAAUAUACAGAUCGAAGAGCAUGAAGAGCAUGGAAUGUUGUUGUGUGGUUCAACAGAAAUCUUGAUAUCAGAUGGUGAAGAAGCAUUAAAACUCCUAUCUAGCGGGAUAGCAAACAGAGCAGUUGGAGAGUCUAAAACGAACAAGGCGAGCAGUAGAAGUCAUUGCAUCUACAUAUUUACUGUUGAGAAAGAAGUAGCAAACGAGAAAAGGGUGAGCACAGGAAAGCUUGUUCUUGUAGAUUUGACAGGAUCUGAGACGACGGAUGCAGACGGUAGAGCUCUUGAAGAAGCAAAAACCAUUAAAAAAUCACUUUCUGCACUUGAAAAUAUGAUUGAUGCUUUGAUCUCCGGUCAAGAAAAUCACAUCUCCUUUCGAGAUUCAAAGAUUACUAGGAUCCUACAGGCCACUCUUGGAGGAAGCUUCCAGACUGCAUUACUUUGUUGUUGCUCACCAGGCCUUUGUCAUUUUCCAAAGACUCUAUGCACUCUACUGUUUGGAGCAAGAAUAAAGGCAUUAUCAGCUUUUAAUGAAGCAAUGUCCUCAAUGAAAGAAACAACAGAAAAGCUUGUUUACACUACUGCUGAGCUGUUGAGAGAGAACCAGAGGCUGAAGCAAAUUAUGAGGGAGAUGUAUGAGGAAGUGAUGCAUGUGAACAAGAAAAUGGUAGUGGAUUGUGAGGAGAUUUUGCACUUGAUCAAGAAACAUCAAGAAACUCCAGGCCAGAUUUAGAACAUCAGAAGAUUAUAAUUUCCGCUUGGUAGUCUGCUUCUUUGUUCUAGCCUGCGCCGUCUUUUUACUAUAUUAGCUGUGUCGUUUUCAUCUUGAGGGAUCACAACUCACAAACGGUGGAUGAUAUCACAUGUGGCUUACUGAAUGUGUGCAUUUUGGUGAAGAAACUAUUUAGUUGAAAAUGUUUGUGUGAUCUUGAAUACAAAACAUCAUCUCUCCAUUGUUCAAAUAUAUGAACAGAUGCAGGGUCAAACGAAAGAAUUCUCUCUCAUAUGCAUUUUAACAGACAUGAGCGCCAGCGGGUUGUGUUUGUAGGUUGUUGGAUCAAAUACGAUGCAUAAUUUUUCUUUUUGCA